This is a messenger RNA of Venturia canescens, 2097 nucleotides long. Its product is annotated as neuferricin. Gene Ontology annotation, cellular component: endomembrane system; membrane. The transcript has 4 exons. Lineage: Eukaryota; Metazoa; Arthropoda; Insecta; Hymenoptera; Ichneumonidae. The coding region runs from base 208 to 1005 and encodes 265 amino acids. The record is from RefSeq and is a predicted model, not a curated record.
AUGUGAUAAUUGCCGAACUGACUUCAGCAUCAGCGUUUGUUAUCGUCCAUAUGCAGUCCAUGUGUAAAAUAACCUUCUUGACAAAAUAAUCUGUUUGACACUUCAGAUGAUCGAAUUUUACCCGGUUGUUCAAAAUUAAUUCUAAACUACAGAAAACGAAAUCGCUCGUCAUUUUUUUUUCGAGUAUUUUUGAAAGUUGAUGAAAGAAUGGAGCAAAAAUAUGUAUGGUUUGCAGUGUUGUUGGCAAUCUGUUAUCAAUUGUACACCAAUGAAAAACAUCGAAAUUUUGUUGAGAAAAUAUUGAAAGGAGAGUUUGACAUUUUUCCAACGAGUCAAAAGAAAAUUGGAGAAUCAUUGAUCACUGACAACGAGCUAAAGAAGUACAAUAACCUCGAAAAUGGUUUAUACUUGUCUAUUAUCGGUAAUAUUUUCGACGUGACUGCAGGGGCUAAACAUUAUGGGCCUGGUGCAACUUAUCAUCUUUUCACUGGAAGAGACGCUUCUUUGGCAUUUGUCACUGGUGAAUUUGAGGAAGGAUCCUUGUCUGACGAUAUAUCCAGCUUAUCCAAUUUGCAAUUGAAGUCCAUCAAGACUUGGAUCAAGUUUUACAAUGAAAAUUAUAUUUACAAAGGAAAACUCAUUGGAAGAUAUUAUGAUAAGAAUGGUAAUCCAACAACGGAAUAUGAAACAUUCGAAGCAAGAGUGAAACUUGCAGAGGAUGAGCAAAAUAAGGAAGAGGAAAAAAUGAAAAUGUUUCCACCUUGUAACGUUGAGUGGAAAGUUGAUGUUGGAACAAGAGUUUGGUGCACGCAACAAAGUGGCGGAAUUUCGAGGGAAUGGGCGGGAGUACCUAGAAAAUAUUUCGAAGGUGUGGAUCAAGGAAAACAAAGAUGUGCCUGUGUAAAUUUGGGGAGCAAAAUCUACGAAGAGAACGAAGCGAAAUUUCGUGAAUACGACAGAUGUCCGAAGCUAUCUGAAUCUUGCACAAUACCGACGCACGAUUAAUCAAUAUUAGACCAAAUAUAAAACAUCAAGUAUUAAUCAACCGUAUGUCCAUUCAUAGAGAAGUUCUGAUGAAAAAGAAUUUUUGCUAGAAGAAAAAAUUCUAGGAAUAAGAAAAUUUUGUGAUCAAGCAAGUAUUAAGCUUAAACAGCGCAAAAAAAUAUGUAAAUAUACACAUAGCUCAUUACUUUUCGACUGUAGCCUACAGGCUUGGAUCAAGGGUUAAGUUGCCCAUUAUUUUCAAAAGAAAUGGGUUAUGCAUAAAGACGUCCUCCGAAUUUUAACUAUAAAUAGAGAAAUCCGAUGGCUAUAGGAAUUUUUAAGAUUAAGUUUUUCCAUACGAGCUCUAUAAAGUUUAAGCCUUCGUAUGAUGCGGGAUCUCUUUUCUCUAAUUUUGUAUUUUUGAGAAAAGAAUCAUUUUUUAUUCAAAACGAUGAUCGAAUUAGCACCUUUUUUUUUUUAAUUACGAUUUUUACCAAGUUUGUCUGUUUUUGAAAUGCUGCUGGGGCAAACAUUUUCGAUAUAGAUGGCUCAAACUUUUCAUCUAUGCAUCCUCUAUAACUGCCUAUACUUAUUUUUAUAAACUGGCAAAUUCCUUUUUAUACACGGCUUCUUGGAGCUAAUUGAUUUUUGAAAAAUCGCGGCUCCCCUUUCGAAAACUAUUGCCCCGUCAGCAUUUCAAAAAUACGCGAAAUUUUAUAAAAAUAGUGAAGAAAUGUUAAAUUUAUCGAGUUUUCAUUUGGAGUGAAAAAUUUCUUUUUUUCUCAAAAAUAUAAGAAAUCGUGGGAAGUGUUCAACUUUUAAAAAUUUCAAAAAUUUUUACAAUUAUCAUCAGGUCUUUUUAGGAUCAGCCCAUAUUUGGAGGGUCGUUUUUUUUAAUAACCUUUUUUUUUUAGAGAAAGACAGUGUUCUAAUCGCUGACUCAAGCUUAAAUUCAAUUUUAUUUUAUUACUAGGGAAAUUUUGUUACAUUAGAGUUAUCGGCUAAAGCAAAGACGCACCUUUUGUGGCAUAAAGAUGUUCUGUUUAUUACACUAUUUUUUUGUACCCCAACAUCCUUAAAAAAAUACUCAUUAAAGUUAGAACGAAAAGGAUC